Messenger RNA from Trypanosoma theileri, 4236 nucleotides. RefSeq lists its product as uncharacterized. The record is from RefSeq and is a predicted model, not a curated record. The transcript has a single exon. Bases 1 to 4236 code for a protein of 1411 amino acids. Lineage: Eukaryota; Euglenozoa; Kinetoplastea; Trypanosomatida; Trypanosomatidae.
AUGUUCCAAGAAACCAUUGAGACUGUGCUAGAGUUCAUUGGUUCUCACAGUGAACAGUACGGCUGCAGCGGGGUAGAGCUGCUUUCCUUUGUCUCUAGUGAUGUACUGCCAUACUACGGACUCGCAGGGCACAAUACUCUUCAGCGUACGGUACUAGAUCUCCUUAUUAACGAGGGCGGUAGCUUUACGGUGAAAUGUGGAGGAAAAGUAGUGACAGCAACGGAACUCAUGGCUGCACCAAUUCCCUACAAUGAUUGUACUUUCUUCCCAACACUAGAGUUGCAGGAGAAGACGUUAGGAAUAUCGUUACGCCACAAAAAUGUCCGUGCGGCUGUAAACUACGCCUGUGAUCACUUUGUAACGGGAUUUCGCCGUUAUCAGAAUGUGAAGGGAAAGGCCGGGGAACGUACAUCUGUUUCCGGAUUGGGAAUUGGCAUUAGACAACUGUUGCGAGAACAGUGGUUGCGUGUACUCUAUGUGUGUGAGAAUGAGACAGCCCCGAUGGUGCCGUAUCUCGUGCCCCACUUCGCCGCCCCACCGACGUAUGAACAAGUAACGAAGCGACGAUCGCCCAUGGAAACAUAUUUGGCACGUCGCCGAGAAGAACAACGACCUCCGUUUCUUCCUAUUGAUCUUUGUGUGGCACGCCGUAUUAUUAUGUCCUCUCCGGAGCAAAAAUUAGUAUUUGAAGAUGCCAUUCAUGCUAUUUUUGCAGCACAUGGACAAGAGGUACCAAAACGUGAUGGACGCAAGAUGCGUUUCGCCCUCCGUCGUAUGUUAACUGCUGCAGGUCUUUCUGUUGUGAGAGGUUCUAUCGUUGUAAGACGCAGAGAGCGUUCUGUCUGGGUAGUAGUUCCAAAUAGUGGACCAGUAGUAUCUGAUGAUAGUGAUGGUAAUAGUGAUGAUGAAAAUGAAAAUGCCAGUGAUGAUGAUAAUGAUGAUGAGACCUCUUCUGGAGAAGAAAGUGGUGAGGAUAGCGGUGAUGAUGAUCAUAAUAAUAAUGAAAAUGAGGAGCAUAGAAAUACAACAACUCCAAAAGUAUCACUAACAAAAACGGGGACUACGAAUACAACACGAAAAAAGAGUGAUUUCUUCUGUGUUGAUCCAUCUUAUCCUCUUGCAUUACAAGUUGUUAAAGUAGCGGAACAGCAACCAAUUGCACUAGAGUCAAUAUUACCACGUGUUAUUCUAUAUGAUUUUCGUGCCACAACACAGGAGGUACAUCGAAUUACACGACAAUAUGAGGAACGUUGGGGAACUAUUGAAAGUAGCAAUGUGUUAAGUAGUCAUAGCAAAGCGUUCACCCGACUUGUGCGACCAAAGGGAUAUGAUGAGACACGACAAAGUCAAAUAAAUAAUAAUACGAAUACUAUUACAAACAACAAUGAUCAUAAUGAGAAUACAGUAGAUACAUUACUACCUAAAGGUGUAUCACAAUGGGCGGUAAAUACAGUAAUGGAGGCUCUGCGUUCUGCACCAUUACAGGCAUUAUCUCUAUUUGAAUUGAUGCGUAGUGUUGACCGACGGACGUUAAGACGUGUGCUGCCGUACCUUCGCGAUGAGGGACGUCUCACGACAUCUGGCAUAACGUUAGCGAAUAGUAGACGUGUUGGUAUUGUUGCACUUGCCGGUGUUGAACUAACUACUGAAAAACGAAUGAAAAUUGAACAGGCAUAUCUUAAUAGCCUUUCUGCCCGUAAAGAAAAACGACAACAAUCAAAGGUUAUGUUACAACAUUUACCAGAGCCUACAGAAGGAGGUGUUGGUCGAUCUGCUGCUGCUGUUGCGAUAGCAAAGUCUACGGCGAAGAGUUCACGAUUAGUGGCAAAACUUACAAUGGUGCGUAAUGGGUAUUCUCGUGUUGGUCUAUUUCGUCUUUCACGACUUCAUAUUGAACUUUGGCGUAUAUGGUGUGCACUUCAACGUUCGCCUGGUGAUUCCCUUACACUGGAAGAGAUACUGCAGGAAAUGACUCUUAGUUCCUUUUGUAUAAUUGUUGGUUUAGCUGAUAUUGACGUUGGGAAGUAUAUUAACACCCAAUCAUUAUCUACGGGGUCUUGUACGUUGUGGGGUACAUCACUCCGUCGUUUGCCUCCCACAUUGCAGCAACAUUGUCGUCGUUCCGGUGUACAACCCCUCUUACACUCUCUUGCUGGAUUGCAAACACAAAGCCUUGUAUUGUCUGAUACAUCACUCGCGGCAUAUUUAGAUUUGCAACUCUCAGAUAUUUCCAUUACACUUGCGGAAACUGCCUGUGAUCGACAAAAUCGCAUGCAUACUUUCUAUAGCAGCGGGGAUCCUAACAAGAAUCAAGUCAGUAAUAAUGGUAAUAGUAGUACGGCAACAACACCACAACAGACAUGUCAUGCCUUGUUGAGUUUCUGGGGUGACUGGUGGGUAACUGUUACACCACCGCGUGAGUCCACCCGAAGAGCAGCACUCAUUAGAGAAAUUUCACUAACAGAACCAAAUUUAUCAAAUGUUCAACUGGUCGCACUUUCACGGUUAUUACGCAUGGAUUGUGGGGUCCUUGCGGAGUACUUGCUACAGCGGCAGGGAAUGGUACAUGCAAGGAAACGAACCUUACGUGAUGUGAUGCAAGGAGAGGAAACAGAUUUAAUACGACACGGUGGUCAUAACACUAAUACAAUGCCACGGCGCCGAAUUGAAGUGAAUGGAGUAACAAUGGCAGAGGCACUUGAUGUUGCGAUGCACACAGAUGAACCAAAACGAGGUUUCACACGCCUUCUCACAUUGGUACGACGUUACGGUAAACCAUUGCAGGUAUCUUCUUACAACCCAUAUAAUUCAUGUGUACAUGGGAGUAUGAAAACAUUGAUGCAAUGUAUCGUAGAUACAACGGAGAAGAGUACAUCUUCCUCUACUCCCACUGGUUUGCAGGCAACUGUGGCUUCAGUGGUCUCACCUAAUCUUUCAGCAGCGCCAUGCAGUACAGAAGCGAAGGAAAAAAGGGCUGUAGAGACUUCUCCUCCUGCAGUGGAGACGAAUACUGAUGCGAUUGCAGCAAAUGUGGAAGCGACCCCCAGUGAAAAGAAAGAACAACCAGUCGAACCGGAUGAGACGUUGCAAGAUAUCAUACGAAUGAUAUUACUUACUGAUGAAGCACACUAUGAUGCUGUCGCAGCGAAUGCACUUCUCUCACACUUUUCAGAGGAAGAUCAACAACGGUGUAUUGAGUGGUUAUUACGAUUCCCUGCUUUUCGUACACGCUCUGGUGGUUCCGGUCGACUUCCACGCAUUGAACUAUCGCCGGUUCUCAGUUUUAUACCAGCGGCCGUUGCGGCAUGUGUGACCCACCGUGGCAGUGCGAGUGCGACCCUUGUUCACGACAUGGCGACGGGAUUGCUCUUCACACCCCACUCAAACUGCCAGCGCUGGUGUAUGCCUCCCUUUACAAUGACAGAAGAUGUGAGAGAGAUGGAGUGGAUGCGACGCGCCCCACGUCUUGUGGAGCAGCCAUCACUUGAUUUAAGUUCUCUCGCCGAAGGCAUUCGGGAGCAGAAGGGAUUGGCGGUAGUACGGUUACCACGAUUUGUCUGGCCAUCCCCUGCGGCGGCAAGUACGGCGAAGACCACGUUAACUUCCUUAUCAUCAUCAUCAUCUACUACGGCGAGUACUAAUAAUACCACUAGUGCUGGUAAUACUAAUACCGUUCCAAAGGCGUUACCAACAGCUGCAUCUAUGCGACAGGGAGUGGAGCCGUACCCUGCGCGAGGUCUUCUGCGCACGUGGUCUCGUCUGCAACAUCUUGAGCUGCGGGAUAUUCCCGUGGAUCCUCCACCAUCACUAGAGCAGGUUGCAGUGGCACGUGCGGCAGUUCUCACACCAGAGAAGACAAAAACAUCCUCAUCAUCCUCGCGGUAUCCCAGUAUCUUUCAUCACGUGGAUGGUGCCUUCCAUGAGUUUCUCUGGCGAAGUUUUCUCUUUGCUGUGUACACUCUCAUACACCAGUCGCCUGGUAUCACCGAGUCGCAGUUGAUGCAGCGACUUAGGGGAGGCGGUCUUGUGAGUUCUGUCUCCUGCCGACUUGCACUAGAUUUCCUCAAACAAUCAUUAGUGAUUGUGGCGCGUUGUACUGUACUGCCCUCCGAGAGGGGCUCACCAAGUCCAUUUGCAACAACAACAGCAGCAGUGGGAGAGACGACAUGUCAAGAGCAGGAGUGUUACUUUUCUACUGUUCCUCAGGAGGGGCCUUGGAACGUCAUGACUCUGUAA